Opisthocomus hoazin is the source of this 546-nucleotide messenger RNA. Its product is annotated as extracellular fatty acid-binding protein. Gene Ontology annotation, molecular function: small molecule binding. The record is from RefSeq and is a predicted model, not a curated record. Lineage: Eukaryota; Metazoa; Chordata; Aves; Opisthocomiformes; Opisthocomidae.
AUGAGGACCGUGGGGCUGAGCCUGGGGCUGGCCCUGCUCUGCUGGCUGCGCGUAGAUGCUGGGGGCCCCGGGGCUGUGGGGCUGGACAAGAGCAAGAUUGAAGGGAGAUGGUACAUCGUCGCCCUGGCCUCUGACUCCGAGGGAUACCGCCGGGAGCAGCCCCAGCUGAAGAUGGCGAUGGCCACCAUCAAGGUCCUGGACAAGGGCAACCUGAAGGUCUCCUUUGCCAUUCCCAGCCCAAAGGGAUGCAGGAAAUCGCAGUGGAUCUACAGGCAAACAGGCGUUCCCGGAGAAUACUACUGCCGCGAGAGGCAGAACACAAGGGUGCAGCUGGUGGAUACCGAUGGCGAGACGUACAUGGUCAUCUUCGCCUCCAAACUGGUGGACGGGAAGACCUUGCACAUGCUGAGGCUCUACAGCAGAACCCGGGAGGUGAGCCCCAGAAUCACAGCGCGGUUCAGGAAACUGGCGAGGGAGAAGAACUUCACCGAUGAGAUGGUCAGCAUCCUGCCCAGACAGGACAAAUGCACCCUGGACAAAGCGUAG